Porites lobata is the source of this 5713-nucleotide messenger RNA. Lineage: Eukaryota; Metazoa; Cnidaria; Anthozoa; Scleractinia; Poritidae. The record is from the annotation of a GenBank genome assembly.
GGUUCAAUUCGUGACAGGAGCCUAGCUAGGUACGUACAGACGUGUACAGCUCUGCCAAAUUAAGUCUUCUCCAAAAUAUUCAAGAUUCUGCCAUGAUUAUGUUCUUUAUUUGUAUUUUAUGGUUUACAAGCAAGUUGUUCUGUCCGGUUCAUGGGCAAUUCUGCAGUCCAAGUGGAGGUUAGUUUUGUCAGACAAAUAUGGUCGCUCCAAGGAAACUUGGAACAGCUAUAAAAGUGAAAUUUUAAGUUAAAUCUAAAACGCUUUGUAUUCUAACCAGCGCUAAAAGCCAAUUGGUUAAGUUAAUUGCAGACCGCUAUGAAGUUUAGCAGGUUAUAAAGUUCAGUUCGCGAGAUGAGGCUUGUAAAUAGAGAAGGUUGGAGGAAAGUUUGCAUUGAAUACGAAGAUAGAAUCCCAGCAAUACAAGACAGAAUCAAUAUAAAACUUUAGUGCCACCUGAAAAUGUCAAGGAUCCUAUUUGACAAGAAAAGAGAGUCUGCUUUCGUAUAUUUGAUAGAAUUCCAAGUAAACUUUUUGAGCGUGAGAUAACGGUUAACAAGGAAAGUCAUAUUCAAAGUAUAGGUUAGAGAAAAGUUUGCACUGAAUUCAAAGAUAGAAUUCCGGCAAUACAAGAAUCAAUAUCAAGCUUCAGUAGUGCCACCUUAUUUUAUAUUAUUCCAACCAUUUUAAAAGUUUGAAGAAACGAUUGACAAGGAUCGAAACUAGUUUUAUUAAGUUUUAAGAAACAUCAUCUUUUCAGUAACUCAGUACUUGUCUGGUAAACUAUGUGAAAAAUAAUAGCAAAAAAACUUUUUCUGGAGCUUAAAUAAAUUCACAAUGUUAUAAUGAAAUGAAGCUAUUGUUUAGCUUUACGGGAAAAGCCCUCCGAAAUUAUUGUCAGUUUUAGUUUACUUGAAAAUAAGAAACAUGUUCUACAGCCUACUUAUAAGCCCUAAACUUAAAUAGGUGCAAAAUACCGCAUAUGCCCCUUCAGCGGGCUUGGUAAGCGACAUAAACAAGAGUGUGAUGGAUUAAAAAUUAAUAGAUGUAUAGAAAAUUUAAGACUUAUGAUGCAACUUUAUUUCCCCUGUUUUAAUCAUACGUUUUUUGCAACGGUUAAAUAUUCAUAAACUUUUUUGUUAGGGAGGAGUUACAGUAUUAUUAAAUGUGAUGUUUUAAAUGCCGCAACAUUCUACAUAGGUCGGAUUUUGAACGUCAAGCUAUUUUCAGUACUCAUUCUUUUCUGUUUCUCACAGGCACCUGUCGCCAGCUAGAGUUCGAUCACACUGUUGAUGGAAAGCGCCUCAAAUAUCACGUGAUUCGUACUAUUGACGUCACUGGUGAAAGAUCCUGCCGGACUUUGUGCUACAUGGAGCCAAACUGCGUCAGUUACAACUUUAACAAAGUCACAAGGAAAUGUGAGCUGAAUAAUUCCACUUUCAGAGAAGGGAAGGAAAAGAUGGAGACAAUCCCAGAUUAUGUAAACUGUGGAGCUAAGGUACGCGAGGUUUUAACACAGUAAACAGUAGAUAAAGAAUAGAAUUUAAAGGAGAAAGGAGUGAGUUUACAUUCAAGUUAGCUCAAAGAAGUAUUUAAAGCAAUGCCUUUUUCUUGUCUAAUACCAGAAUGCCUGUGCGAAUAAACCUUGUAAGAACAAAGCAACCUGUCAAACCGGUUUUACCGGUAAGGGAUACCAUUGUUUGUGUCUUGUUGGAUUUGAAGGAGAACACUGCAAGAUCGGUAAGUCGAUUGAAAUCUUUGUCUAGUCCAACUUAAAGUUAGGCUUGAUGACUAUUAGCUGCUCAUGUCUUCCGGUUUAUUUCUUGGCGUACCUACCUGACCGGCUAAUGUGUUGUCCUUUAAGACAUUGACGAAUGUGCUAAAAGUACCCACAAGUGCGAUGACAAUGCUCACUGCACUAAUACCGAGGGAGGAUACAACUGCACUUGUCAUCCGGGAUAUUACGGAGAUGGAAAGAAUUGUGAACCAGGUGAGUUUGUAGAUGUCGUUAUGACCUUACUUAAAACUUUAAAGUCAAUAAGAACCACAAUAAUAUGACUCAGAAACAGUUGCAGUUAUAUUCAGUUUAUUAGCAAUAUGGGAAAGGAAGGACACUAUAAUUGGAGAUAGCAUUUCCAGGAGCAGAUACAACGGAGCGAGCAACUCCCAUACGAGGCCUAGCUAUGUGACAAAUGAUCGUAGGGGGGUCGCAUAUCAAUUUUGUCUCUUCCAAAAUGUAAGACAACAUCAUGUGGACUAAAAUCGAUUACAAAUAUUUAGGCCCUAAAUUAAGGAAUUCUCAUAGAGAUAAUGUUAGAUUAUCUUAGGAACUUAGUUUCUUUAAAAACCUAAUAUUCAAAAUUGACUUUGGGUGUUGGCAGUCGUCAUCAUAUCUUUUAUGCAGCUCAGUUUUAUUUUAUAUUAGUUUUACAUUGUAUUUUAGGCAUUUUGUAUUUAGUAUUUAGCUUCAAUAGUUUUAGCUCGCUUAAACGAGCACCAGUGUGUUAUUGUUGUAAGUCAGUUUAAAUAAAUAUUCUAUCUAUCCAUUGAUAUCUUGACCAGCAUUUUUACGGCUCCCCCCUUUUUUUGAGGGGGGGGGGGAAGUUAGCUAAAAUGUAACAUUCUAAAAUACUGAAUUUAAUUUUAUGGUAAAACAAGAAUACCAAAUUUUUUGUUUUACGUAUUUCAAAGGAAGAAAGAAAGAAAGCUUGUGCUUAACCCAGCCUAUAUGAACAUUUAACAGAAACUGUGACAAUUCAGCGCAUGAUUAAUUUUUUUUACUUUGUUUUGUAAUACAGCUUUUUCGUGCAAAGACAUAUUUGACAAGAAAAUGUGAGUUAAAGGUUACAUAUCUUUUUAAAAUCUUUAUCCAUCCAAUACAUUUGUACAAGAGUCUCUUGAUUUGUAGCCACAUGUUGACUCUUGAUUUAUAACAAAGAAAGAAAAGAAAAACGAAAAGAAAACUAAAUAUAAGAAAUUAAACUGUGAGGAGCUAAUGUGACAAAUGAAAGUACUAUAAACAAGUGGCUUAACCUACCGUUUUUUUAUGAUAAAAGAUUGCGCUCUUGAGGCUGUAGUCCACUACCUCACAUUAACGUCUAAUUUCAGUGGUCGACUAAAACAGUAUUUCCUUUUGUUUUCAGGGAUAAGGGCAUUCUUAUGUCACCGUUUCUAUUGUUUUCUCAGCCAAUUGUGUGAGCCUUUCAGGCAAUAGCUUGGCGGUUUAAGCUUGCUAUGCCGAAAUUUCCAUUAACAAGUACUUAAAAUAAAUUUCUUUUCAGAUCAAACGAGAGCAAAGCCUACCCAUUGAUAAUGGGAAAUAAGGUCGUUGAGGCUUACUGUCACAUGACCGUUGCUUCUUCUGAAAAUGAAACAUGUGGAAAUGGAGCAUGGACUAUAGUCAUGAAGACGGAUGGUAAUGAGGUACCUCCAGAUUCAUGUGCUAAUCUCUUCAAAUAAAGCUUACCAGAAGAACCUUGUUCCCGAUAUUGUGCCAAUAACAGCCGUGUUUAUGAUAGAAAUUCUACUGAAUCCAUGAAUGGGAUAUUUUUCAAGGGAGAAUGGUUGCUUUUGGAUUUCUUUUUCCGCCUAUAAGUUGAUUUCUAUUCCUUCCUAAGGUAACCGAACAGUGCAUUUCCCUCUAUUGACAACUUAUUCGCUCCAGAAGGAAAUAAAAUAACUUAUUAUCAGCUAUCUCAAAAGGAUUAGAGGCAUUUUAAUAAACUUGAUAUCGGCAAUCUGAUAAACAUAGCAAAAAGAGAGGGCAUUGUAAUACGGGGAAUAGCGGGUUCAGCUCAAAAUGAAUAUGUAACCGUGACCGGCAAACAGUGAGUCAGACAUUGUUGCCAGAUAAUGCAUUUAUCUUAGCUCGAUCCCCUUAAUUCUCACGCUUAAAAAGGCGCUUGACAAAACGUUUGUUGGAGCAGAAGCCUCUUGUAACUCCAAGUAACUCUUUCACUUAACACUUUGGAUUAUCCUAUAGGCUUGAAUUUUUGUUGCCUGUUUUAUCUUAAGCCCAUUAUCAGUAUUUAAAACCGGACAUUAAGAGCCGGUGUUCUUAAAAGUAACCGGGGCCAUUUUCUUCUCAAUUUUCAUUCCUAUACAAUUUCUUCCCCAUUUUUCUCUAACAGCAAACUUUUCGCUACAAUUCCGACCUCUGGAACAACAAGAAAACAUUCAAUCUUGAUGGAGGGAAUACUGGGUUUGACUCACAGGAGACUAAACUACCCUCCUACUGGAACACGUCCUUCACCAAGAUCUGCCUCGGUAUGAAAAUCAAAAACGAGAUCAAUUUUAUUGUCAUUCACAAGCAGGCGAACUCCUUGUACUCUCUGAUCGCUGAUGGGGAAUACCGCAACACCUCACUGGGUCGUGACAAGUGGAUGUCGCUGAUUGGCUCUAAUGCCUCAUUGCAGCUUAAAUGUAAAAAGGAAGGGUUCAAUGCAAAGUGUAGCUUGAAUAAACGGUCCAAAACAAGAAUCGGUAUUCUCGGCAACGAUCAAAAUAGGUGCCAUGAAUGUAACUCCAGAUUGGGGUUUGGAAGUGGAGGGAACUUUGAUGAUAGGCGAAAUACAUGUGGAAAUUUGGAUAACCACAAAGCAAAAAGACUGAGCAUCAAGACAAUGGGGUAUAUCCUGGUGCAGUGAGAACAAUGCUCCUUUGCAUGUCUUUGAACGAGUAGUAGGAAUAUGUUAUACACAAUCCUUUUAACGAAAACUCAUCGUUACGAUGAUGAGUAGAAGUAAGUUAAGUUAUAGACAAACAUUAUACACGUAUAGACCUAACGUUUUUUUCUGUCGAGGCAUGUGAACAGACAACCAGUGGGGAUCAUGUUUGUUUGACCAAGAAGGUUAUAGAGCGGUUCUUGGUGUGUAUAAAAGUAGAAGUGCUCGGAUUAUUUGUCCUUCUAUCCCUGGCCAUUGAAACCUGUGGAACUGAAGAAACGUUUUUAACAACAACUUAAAUCUAAACGUUUCUCAAUGUAUGAAAGCUACUUAAAAACGAAGAAAUAUGAUACAAAUAAAGUACAACAAUAGGAAUAAAAAUAAUGGUAUUAAUAGUGAUAUCAAAAAUAACAAAUAACUGUCCAAGGCCAUAUUAAGUAUAUCUACAACUCAGAAAAUCUAACAACCACAUAUAUAAGUAUGAAAAUUAAAAAAAAAACCUAUUAACAAAUUAAGAAGAGGUUUGGUGAAAUAAAUAUGUCUUUAAGUGUUUUUUGAAAGAAUUCAAGGAAUGGCAUUUCUUGAAUGUGCUGGUAUGCUGUUCCAUAAUUUAGGUCCUGCAAUAGAAAAUCUUCGAUCACCAUAAGACUUUAGCUUAGUUCUUGGGACUUAAAGUAACUUUUUCGACCAAGAACGCAAAAAGAAGGAGCUGUUACAAAAACUGAGCAAAUUGUUGGAUGUAUAACUUGGUGAAAAUCCUUGACAGCCUUAUAUACUAACAAUGAGAUUUUAUAAAUAAUACGGUAUUCAACACGGCAACCAAUGUAAUUCUAUUAAGCUGGGUGCUAUAUGUUCAUACUUCUUGGUGAAUGUUACGAUACACGCUGCUCUAUUCUGAACUAGCUGUAGACGGUUUAAGAGAACUUAAGAUAGUCCAUAUAGAAUCGCAUUACUGACAGUAAUCCAAGCUGGUAAUCACGAAAGCAUGAAUGAUUGCUUCAGUAGAUUCACGAUCCAAAUAAAUGUUCUUAUCCUACUAAUAUUAAUUAAAU